Messenger RNA from Homarus americanus (American lobster), 5602 nucleotides. RefSeq names its product nephrin-like. Lineage: Eukaryota; Metazoa; Arthropoda; Malacostraca; Decapoda; Nephropidae. The transcript has 19 exons. The record is from RefSeq and is a predicted model, not a curated record. Gene Ontology annotation, molecular function: protein binding. Bases 1917 to 4205 code for a protein of 762 amino acids.
UGUGCGGGUGCGUGCGCUCUCCCUCCGUCCGCGCCACAGCUUCUCUCGGAAAACUUUUACUGAACCUAUUUCCUCGAGGUAUGGUGAGACUCAGGUGUUCAUAAGUGAGAUCUCUUUAUGCCAUCACUCCCUCGGUCGUAUAUAAGUGUAUGUUUCUUGUACUGAUGAUAAAACUAACGUACUGUACUUUGUAAGUACUGCACUUAUCUCAAGCAGUGGGUAAGACUGUUCAAAGUUAAUUAAAGAUCUCGUUCGUUUAGGAAUAUAUGUUUGACGGUGUGCGUGAUGUGAUACCUUGGCUGCCCUGAAGGAUUGAACUUAAGUGAUAACUACCUACUCUUUCCUCAAGUAAUACUCGAACACAAUGAAAGAGAUCUUACCUUAAAAAAAACCCCAGUAACAUUAUGUAACUUACGUAUAAUAAUAUCUGGUUAGAAUUAAGUGUAAAAAAGAAACAUUGAACAUUGUAAAGAUACUAAGUUACUUUGUGUGAAUCUUACUAGAAAAAAGGCAUUUGUGAGUAUGUGUGUAAAUACCUGCAUGGUGAAUAUACUGUGUCAUUGGUGAUUGGCUAACACAGACAAAAUCUUCGCAAUAAGGACCCGGUUAUAGAUUAAACCAUUUUCUGCCAGUUUCAUAUUCGCUACAUUAUAAAAACAAGCAAAAACAUAGACAAACAAACAAGUGACUGGUAUAUACACUAUCCAUCAUUUAAUCUGCUCAACACACACAAAAAUAAUGAUGAAACAGUUGUAAUUCAUCAAGAAAAAACGAAGAACCACCCCCCCAUGGAAUGAGGCCCAACGCCCCCUUCAUCUUGGAACAACGAUCAGACGUGUUGUAAGUUGUCAAAGACGGCACUGAGAAGACACCGUGACAAGGCCUUACCCCAGGAGGACACAAAGGGGGACAAAAUUAAUCUAGCGUGUAACGAGUUAGCUGGCUACACCUUAUUAAGAAAAUUACGAAACACACGUAGUUCAUAACAGAUAGGAAGGAAGGAAGGAAGAAAACACGAGAGGGAGAGAUAGAGAGAGAGUGAGAGAUAGCUGGUAAUGGCACUGUUCCGGUGCUUGGAGUGAGUGAAUACAAUUAAGGCCUCGCUCACAAGAGGAAAAUGUUGAGUUGGAUCCUAGCUAGAAAUUCUUAGGAUCUGGAGCCGGGGAUAACUUUCUUCUCCUUGAUGUUUGUUUAAAGAAAAUGUAAUCUGGUGCGUGAGGAGGAGCGAGGGGAUAAAAAAACACAAUAGUUAUUCAAAUUAAUACAAGAUGAGAUGUUUUUUCUAGAUCGAAGUUGAUGAGUGAUGAAGGAAAUUGAAUCGUGAUUGAAAGAGACUGUUUUUAACCCAAGAGAAAAUUUAAAGAUUAAUUUGGACGUGUUUUGCAAAGACUGAUGUUAAUUUAGACUGAGAUGUAAACAGUGUGUGUGUGUGUGUUGUUGCUGUCAUGUUGCAGAAUGUCCGAUGUUGUAGUCAUGUUACAGGUUAAAUAUAACAUUAUAUCACCCACUAGAGGUGACGGGUUACUCUUUAACAUUGACUACACAGCACAGACAGAACAAGAGUGGAUGAAUACAAAUUACGUCAUGUUAAUCUAGAACCUGAAACUAAGGCAAUGUUCCUCAUUUACCUCAACCAUCAACAUCCCCCGAGAGAUUAAUGGAUAUAGAAAAAAACAAACAUAAUUAAAUACUAAGUGAAUCAAAGUGAAUAAAUCAAAUAAUUCUUAAAAUAUCAUCAAUCAUUUAUACUAAGAACAAUGUAAAAUGAAGAACUAAAGUGAGAUAAAUUUUCAUAAUAUACGAAGGUUAAAGACAGUUUGUGAAAGAACCUUAAGUACUGUAUAAGGAAGCGGUAGAUAGAGGGGCGUGGUACAACCUUUUAUCUUAACCAACGAGCUGAAAAUAACGAAGACAUAAUGUUGCCAACACCUGGAGCAUUAAUGAGACUCACCUGCUGCGUGUUGCUCCUCCCACAUGGCCUCACACACGCCGCUAAGAAAGGAGUGUGGCGUCGUGUGGAGGCGGUGUCGGGGCGGGAGGCGGUGUUGCCCUGCGAGGUGGGGGCUCUUGACUCCUCCGAUAUGGUCUUCGUCGUCCUCUGGUACACCAACGGCGAGAAGGAGCCCAUAUACAGUUACGACAACCGGCCAGGCCGCCUGCAGGCCCCGGAGGAGCGUCAUACCAUCAAAAGCAAACUGCUGGAGGGUCGGGCCACCUUCCGCCCGGGUCAGGUGCCGGCACUCCACAUCAAACCUGUACUGAGCGCUGAUCAAGCCAACUACACCUGCCGGGUUGACUUUCGCAUAGCUUCUUCCCGUCGUACACAUCUGAGCCUGAGGGUGGUGGUGCCCCCAGGCCAGCCAGAACUGAGGGUGGCGGGGCAGAAGAUCACAGGAGGAGUGUUGGGUCCACUGCAGGAGGGUAACUCCCUGUCCGUCACCUGCAGCGUGGCUGGUGGCAUCCCUCCUCCCACCCUCGUGUGGAAGAAACACAAUAAGGAACUGGACUCAAAGGUGGAAUCCCGGACCUCUUCGAUGACGGUGAACGAGCUGACCAUCAAGCACCUGUCCCGUUCCUUCCACAAUGCCCGGCUUACUUGUGUCGCCACUAAUAACAACGUCACCUCACCUGUCCACGCCACCGUCACCGCUAUCAUGAACUUGAGGCCGUUGGUAACCAGGUUGGAGUCGCCACCAAAAUCAUUAAGGGUUGGCCGGGAGUAUGAGAUCCCCUGCGUUGUUGCCGGAUCUCGACCUCAGGCUAACAUCACCUGGACACUUGGCAACGUUGCAUCCCAUUCCCCAAUCGUGGCUAAUACGGAACAUGGGGUGAACGUGAGCACAUCGAGAGUGAGGGUGACAGCUUCAAGACGUCAUCAUGGUCAGCGACUUACCUGUACCUCGCUGAACCAUCUCUUCCCUGCCUACCCUCUGACUGACUCCAUACUCCUCAACGUGACCUACCCACCUGUAGCCACGAUGGAGCUGGGUCGAGGCGUGUUGUCAGUGGUGAAGGAGGGAGAGGAUGUUUACUUCAAUUGUAACGUGGAUUCCAACCCUCCUACCUACAAGAUCUCGUGGUAUCGUGACGGUAAGCCCAUCCUACACUGGCCUGAAGAAGGUAUCGUCGUCAGCAGCAACAGUCUGGCCCUGAGAGGCGUCACCCGUCACCAGGCUGGCCCUUACGUCUGCUCGGCCUCCAACGUCGAGGGUGACGCUCAUAGUCCUUCACUCAACCUCACUGUCAACUAUGCCCCAGUGUGUGAUGAGGGAAACACACCACCACAGGUAUACGCCGCAGGUGUCGGCCAGUACAUCAACGUGACCUGUGACGUGGUCGCCUCUCCUGCCACGGUCAAAUAUUCGUGGGUCUUCAAUAACUCCCUGACCUCCGAGAGACUUCCAGGCAACCAGGUGUUUACUACGCCAGAUGGCCGUAGUAUGGUGCAGUUUAUGGCCAAAGCUCACCAGGACUACGGUACACUGCAGUGCUGGGCUCAGAACAGCGUGGGAAGAAUGACACAACCCUGUUUGUUUACUGUCAUCCCCGCAGGUCGACCAGAGCGACCAGUGGGAUGCUCUGUGGUGAAUAAGACCUACGACUCUCUGGUAGUGGGCUGUUCACCAGGAUUUGACGGCGGCCUACCACAGACCUUCGCUGCCAAGGUCUUUGAGGCAGUAACAGGACGAGGUCAAGCCAACGUGACCUCUAAUUGGGCUAACUUUACACUGGAAGGCCUCACCCCUGGACUCGAUUAUGUCAUCAAUGUUGUCGCCCUAAAUUCUCUCGGCAGUUCAGAUCCAGUCACUCUCGAGGCGUUUACCUACAAGAUGGCUGAGAACAGGAUGAGAGAUGAGAAAGUGGAAGAGGAUGUCCCAGCCUUGAGUUCGGAAGCAGGUGUAUUGAUGGGGAAUUUAGUGGUGGUUGUGGUGGUAGUGGCGGUGUUGGUGGUGGUGUUAAUGGUGGUGUUGGUGCGGUGUUUACUGGUCAGAAGGCAGCAGGAAGACGAACCAGCUGACAGCAGUAGAAGAAAUAAAAUCCUCGCCCCACCUGAUCAUCCAACAGGUUCGAUUUCAGUAGGUGAAGGUGGUGGAGCAGCUGGUGCACAUACGGCCGUAACCUUUGAGAUGGCGGACUUUAUGUACGGUCACCCUGGCCAACCCCCCCCACCACCCACUCUCUCGGUCGAGCAUGAGAAGAAAUGACAAUUACUUUACGCGUGUGGACCAAGACAUGAUCAAUUAAAGCUGUCAGUUAUAGGUGACCAGUCUAAAUUGACAGUUUUAACUGAUCCACUGGACUUAGCCUAAGACCAGAGCACGAGUAUAUAAACACCUGCCGCCGAGGACUUGGGUUCGUCAACAAUAACUGCACCAGGUGAGAAGAGAAGAGAGAGUAAGCCACGGGGGCCUGCCUGUUCCUGAUGACGGCUGUGUUUACCUGUACCACACCUGUACCACACCUGGACCACACCUGUACCUGGGUCUGGUGAUGGACAUAAUCACCGUGACACAUCUACCUAAACACAGCUCGUGACCGAGAGUUACACUUGAGGCGGAAAUGAAAUUCAACUUGAGUUCACCCAAGGCCCUGCAGCUGCGGCGGGUCGAGAGGGCACCAUGUAUCAGAACCAGAAAGUUGUGAUGGAGUGCCCCCUCAGCCCCCUUCAGCCCCCUCAAGAGCCUCAGUGAUAUUAAUGACCCAUUUGGUGGUGAAUUAUUACCCAAUUUGGAUGUCCGGACCUUUAUGUCGUCGCCUCCCUGCUGCUGAAGUGUGCUGGCAACCUUAUAUUCUCCUUAACUGUGAAUCAAGUAGAAAACCUCCCCUUUUGACACUCGCCCUUGUCGUGAACAUGACAGUCUCCCCUUCACCUACAGGCAAGUCUCCAUUUUCUUCUCACCUCGUCUCUGGUACGGACAGAUUGCACUCACAGAACGAAGAAACCCGGCAUAACAAAGUUUAAAACUCGUUUCCUGGCUCGAAUAUUCUCCGCAAAUAAGAAAUGCAUUAAAUAUUCCAACUAAUAUUAUUGAAGCAUAAACAGAAAUAAAAACUCAAGACACACAUUAAGCUGUUUAGUCAUUUUUGGUUAACACAUUAAACAGUAUAUGAAAAUAAUGAGUUUUUAAGUGAAACACAAAAUCGAGAGUUAAAUUCUGCCUCGGAGGAAACCAUCCCAACUUGCGGAGGAUGUGGGGGAACUCGAGUGAGAGGUAGUGGUCCACACGGUACUGGCUGAAGGCUUUUGGUGAUGGCAGCAGACACAACGCACUUAUACGUGUUAAACUUUUUUUAAUCAACAAAAAUAUGAGAGUUGUUCUGACAUAUUUGUGAUAAUAUUUUAAGUGUUGCUAUGAUUGUGACAAGUCUCGUAAUAUAUAUAUAACAUCGUCAGCUUUUUCUAUGAUUAUUAUUUUUAUUAGUUCAAGAUGGUUAAUUAUGUCACCGGUACAUGUGUAUUGACUUACGGACAUAUGUAUACACGCUAAUACACAUAUACACGCUCAUGGAUACACAUACACAGAUAUAUACGCAUGAGUACACGGACAUAAACACAUGCUCGUGGACACACACACACACACACACACACACACACACACUG